UUAUCCACAUGUUCAUCGGCCACCGCCACUCCAUCGUCCUCUAAAAACCGCAUAUCGCGGAAUACAGGCGCGGAACAAGAAAGCAAUGGCUUCCUUGACCAUGGCUUCCUUCGCUCUGAGACUGCCCCCUUCGUCCUCUCGAGCUUCUCCAGGGUCGGUCCGUCUCGCGCCGCUCAAUGCGGCGACCAACUCUCUGAAGCUCAGCUCCGUCCGUUGCAUCUCCGGGUUUCCCUCGCUCCAGUCCCGCAAAGUGUCCGCAGUCUCUCCCCUCUCUCGGAGCCCGAGGCCUCUGACCGUCGUCUCCGCGAAAGGCUACAAGAUGAAGACCCACAAGGCUUCGGCGAAGCGAUUCAGAGUGACGGGUAGAGGGAAGAUUGUGCGGAGGAGGGCUGGAAAGCAGCAUCUGCUCGCGAAGAAGAACACCAAAAGGAAAUGGCGAUUGUCAAAGAUGCAUCCUGUCAGCCGGAGUGACUAUGACAAUGUCAUCGGUGCCUUACCGUAUCUGAAAGUCAAUAGACUGGCAAAGUAGAUUAAUUUUCUCUGGAUGAAGGCGCUUUUGGUUUGUUUCCUGUAAUUGCUUCAUUCGUGCGAAACACAACUGCUUUCUGAAUUGUUCCAUUUCAGAUCAAGUCUAAUGAAGUUUUAGCUUUUCCGAGUUAACAUGUUAUGCAUCUAUGAACAAGAAUUCCAUA
Messenger RNA from Rhodamnia argentea, 692 nucleotides. Its product is annotated as 50S ribosomal protein L35, chloroplastic. The record is from RefSeq and is a predicted model, not a curated record. Gene Ontology annotation, molecular function: structural constituent of ribosome. The coding region runs from base 86 to 529 and encodes 147 amino acids. Gene Ontology annotation, biological process: translation. The transcript has 3 exons. Lineage: Eukaryota; Viridiplantae; Streptophyta; Magnoliopsida; Myrtales; Myrtaceae. Gene Ontology annotation, cellular component: ribosome; large ribosomal subunit.